AUGAUCCCGCGCCACCAGCUGGUGCAGUCUGUGCUCCAGGAACUACAGGAGGCUACAGAAUGCUUUGGUCUAGAGGGGCUCACCAGCGCCGCCCUGGAGGCCGAGAGGACAUUGUCCUCUUUCUCCUUGCCGAGCUACCGCGGGAGGCAGUUCCAGGAAGAGCUGGAAGUUGAUCAGGUAGCCAGAAGCCUCUAUCCGGAAGAUGCGCCCAGCAACAUGCUGCCUUUGGUUUGCAAAGGGGAGGGGAAUCACUUGUUUGAGGCUGCCAGUGUUCUGCUGUGGGGGAACACCAGCCUCAGCCUGGAGCUGCAGGUGCGCACAGCGGUGGAGAUGCUGCUUCACAAGCAAUACUACCUGAACGGCAUGAUUGACUCCAAGGUAAUGCUGCAGGCUGCCCGCUACUCGCUCUGCACGGAAGAGUCCCCCGAGAUGACAAGUUUACCUCUGGCUAUCCUAGAGGCCAUUUUCGACGCUGAUGUCAAAGCCACCUGCUUCCCUGGCACCUAUGCCAACAUGUGGCAUGUGUAUGCCCUGGCGUCAGUGCUGCAGUGCAAUAUCUAUUCCAUCUACCCAAUGAGCAACCUGAAGAUCCGGCCAUACUUCAACCGAUUGAUUCGACCCAGGAAAUGUGGCUCACAGGUCUCCAUGCUCCAUAUCAUGUGGUCGGGGCAGAAGGUCUCCUCCCAGGUUUUCAAAGCGCAAUACUUUGUGGCUGUUGUAGGCCUGGAAGAGCUGGAACCAACAAGCCCUCAGCCAGAGCCUCAGGCACAGCCGGUGAAGACCCUGGAGCUGCUGAACAAUGAUCCCCAGGUGACUUACUCUAACCUACGUGAGAGAUACAGCAUUACCAAAAGCACCUUCUAUCGCUGGAAGCGUCAGUCCCGAGAGCACAGGCAGAAAGCGGCGACUCGGUUUGCAGCCAAACACUUCCUGCAGUCCUGCUUCCAAGAGGGGAACAUUGUCCCUCUCCAGCACUUCCGACAAAUGUUCCCAGAAAUAUCUCGCUCCACUUACUAUGCCUGGAAGCACGAGCUGCAAAGCGUGACCAACGGCGAGGCCUCUUCCCCUGGUGAAGUCGUGUCCUCAAAUGAACCUCAUGCGUCCAAAACCGUGAAGCCUCAGACGGGGGUAUCCGGGGCAGCUCCAUUGCAGGGAAGCCUAGAUUCCAAAAGCUCUCUCCUGAAUCCCGGCCAGAAUGGGAUCUCUAUGCAAGGAGCCAAGUCUUACUUGGAGAAAUGCAUUUCCAUGAACACUCUCGUGCCUUACAGGAACUUCAAGCGCACCUUUCCCGGCAUCUCCAGGUCCACUUACUACAACUGGAGGAGAAAGGCCAUCAAGGGGAACCCAAACUUCAAACUUCCCCAGCCUCUUCCUGUCAACCAGAAGCCCCUAGUGAACAGCAACCCAUACCUGCUCCUCAAGCCAGAAAACUUGCCUAACAGGAAGGUGCUGAAUGGGCACCGGCCAGGACCACAGAUUCUCUUGCGCAUCAAGCCCUCUCUGCACAACUGGCAGAAGCAGCUUCGUGACUUGGCCAAGAAACGGGUCCGCCAAUGGCGCAUGCCCUUCUGUAAGUUCCGCCUGCGCUACCCAGGUGUCUCUUCCACAGCCUAUUGGUUCUGGAAGAGGAAAAGCAUCCAGAAGAAAAAGCACCGACUUUCCUCAAACAGGGUUUUUAAACACUCGCAAAAUGCUAUCUCAGAGUCUAGGAAGAAGAGCGAGCUUGGAUUUUCUCCACUGCAGCAAAGGGAGACAGCUCCAGUGCAUCUGGGCCAGCCAGUGCCUAAACCCAACAACACCAGGAUCCCGGGCUAUCCAGUGCCAGAAAGUGUCAACAGCCGCAUGUUUGUGAUGGAUGUGAUCGCCACGGCUCAGUUCAAAGCCCAGGCCAAGCUGUUCCUUCAGCAGCGCUUUGAAUCAAAGACCUUCCCGACAUACAAAGAGUUCCGAGCCCGCUUCCCCUUAACAGCACGCUCCACUUAUUACAUGUGGAAACGUGCCUUGCAUGAUGGGCUCACCCUGGUGGAUGCCUGA
Euleptes europaea (tarantolino) is the source of this 2034-nucleotide messenger RNA. It is a transcript of the gene VRTN, whose product is annotated as vertebrae development associated. NCBI's taxonomy places the organism in Eukaryota, Metazoa, Chordata, Lepidosauria, Squamata, Sphaerodactylidae. The record is from RefSeq and is a predicted model, not a curated record. Gene Ontology annotation, cellular component: chromatin. The transcript has a single exon. The coding region runs from base 1 to 2034 and encodes 677 amino acids. Gene Ontology annotation, biological process: regulation of transcription by RNA polymerase II.